AUGCGAUCACCUCAGCCUCUUCGCAGCGGCGGCGAUAACAGUUGUUCGCCGUCGCAUAACCCUCGUUUCCACUCGACGGUGGCGGAACACAAACUACGUCGCUUCAACUUGCUAAUACUCGUGUUCCGCCUCACCUCCUUCUCCUUCUCCCUCGCCUCCUCCGUUUUCAUGCUCACCAACACUCGUGGCUCCGAUUCUCCUCACUGGUACCACUACGACACCUUCAGAUUCGUUCUAGCGGCGAAUGCGAUAGUGGUGGUGUACUCAAUGUUCGAAAUGGGAGCGUCGGUGUGGGAAAUUUCACGAGGCGUAACACUGUUCCCCGAAGUGUUGCAAAUAUGGUUCGACUUCGGGCAUGACCAGGUGUUCGCGUACCUGUUGUUGUCGGCGAGCGCGGCGGGGACGUCGAUGGCGAGAACGCUGAAGGAGAUGGAGACGUGUAGAGCGAGCAAUGCGUUCUGCGUGCAAACGGACAUAGCCAUAGCGUUGGGAUACGCGGCGUUUCUGUUCCUAGGGUUUACCUCGCUCCUAACGGGCUUCCGCGUCGUCUGUUUCAUAAUCAACGGUUCCCGUUUUCAUCUCUGAGGUUUUCGUUUUCGUUUUGCGUGGCAACGCCACACUACACAAACGAACGAAUAUUUUGGGUGGGGUCGGGCUUUUCUUUUCACUGUACUCCAUCCAAACACCGCUCGCUGGAAAGAAAGGUAUCAAAAUCAAAAUUAUUUGUCAAGAGCCUGUUCGCACGGAGUAUGUACAAAGCAAUUCUAUUUUUUCUUGCAUUGGGAAAACGGAGCUUUCAUGCGUUGGAAAACGUGCUAACUCUCGUUUAUGUGGUGAGGAGCACUUGAUUUGUUGUACGUUCAUUCUUUUCUAAGAAAUCCUAAUAAGAUUAUGUUUAUGAUGGUAAUUUUAUUGAAUAGGUUAAUAUUUUUUUAUGAUAGUGAUUGUAAAUAGGGUUAUUGAUUUUCAAAUAGACAUCAGAUAUUCUCAAUAA
Messenger RNA from Glycine soja, 994 nucleotides. Its product is annotated as CASP-like protein 4C2. The transcript is spliced from 3 exons. The coding region runs from base 1 to 585 and encodes 194 amino acids. The record is from RefSeq and is a predicted model, not a curated record. Lineage: Eukaryota; Viridiplantae; Streptophyta; Magnoliopsida; Fabales; Fabaceae.